Molecule: messenger RNA, 920 nt
Organism: Manihot esculenta (cassava)
Lineage: Eukaryota; Viridiplantae; Streptophyta; Magnoliopsida; Malpighiales; Euphorbiaceae
Product: pre-mRNA-splicing factor CWC22 homolog
Exons: 3
Coding region: 471-920 (149 amino acids)
Biological process (GO): mRNA splicing, via spliceosome
Cellular component (GO): catalytic step 2 spliceosome
Molecular function (GO): RNA binding
Source: RefSeq, a predicted model, not a curated record
UAAUUUUAAUUAAAAGACUAAAAUACCCAUAACAGCUUCUUCACUCCUGACCUCACCUGCUUCUUUCCAAAUGGCCACUUCGGCAUUCAGCUUCUUCACUCCUUAUUUGCACUGCUGCUUGCAUGAAAUCAAAUACAGAAGAAGAAGAAGAAGGAGGAGGAAAAGAAGAUCGGGAAGAAGAAGAUCGAGAAGAAGAAGAAGAAGAAAAAGAAGAAGAAAAACCUUUAUAUCUCUGAAAUGGACAAGUGUUUUAACUCUUUGCUGUGACAAAUUCAUGUUAGCUAGUGACUUUGUCAUUGGUGGAGUUGUGGACUAGUGAUUAUUUAUGUGAUCUCUGUUGUGUAAUCUUCUAUUUGGUGCCUUCAAACUUUUUGUUUUUGAUGUUCAAUGGAUUUGCAAUCAUUGCUGCCCUUUGAGCAUGUCAAAUUAGAGAAUGUGCAGUUGUUUUUAAGCUAUUCCUUUAUGUCUUUAUGCUGUUAAUUUUAUUAAUGAUGUUUAUGGCUUAUAUUUUUGCAGGAUUUUUUGAGCGAUUUCGUGGAAUUCUUCAUGAAGGAGAAAUUGACAAGCGGGUGCAGUUUUUGAUUGAAGGCCUUUUUGCCAUUAGAAAAGCCAAAUUUCAGGGGUACCCUGCUGUACGUCAAGAGCUGGACCUUGUAGAGCAGGAAGACCAGUUAACACAUGAGAUAUCACUCCAGGAGGACAUAGAUCCCAAGAUCACUCUUGAUAUUUUCAAGCCAGAUCCUAAUUUCCUUGAAAAUGAGAAGCGCUAUGAAGAAUUAAGGAAAAACAUCCUUGGUGAGGAGUCUGCGGAUGAAGAAGGUUCUGAUGCAGCUUCAGGUGAUGAGGAUGAUGAUGAGGAGGAGGAUGACGACGACGAUGAAACUGAAACUAAUCUUGUAAAUCUUCGGAGGACAAUUUAG